Messenger RNA from Calliphora vicina (urban bluebottle blowfly), 551 nucleotides. RefSeq names its product small ribonucleoprotein particle protein SmD1 (gene SmD1). Gene Ontology annotation, biological process: RNA processing; spliceosomal snRNP assembly. The coding region runs from base 90 to 464 and encodes 124 amino acids. Lineage: Eukaryota; Metazoa; Arthropoda; Insecta; Diptera; Calliphoridae. The transcript has 2 exons. Gene Ontology annotation, cellular component: U12-type spliceosomal complex; precatalytic spliceosome; U2 snRNP. Gene Ontology annotation, molecular function: RNA binding. The record is from RefSeq and is a predicted model, not a curated record.
CAGAAAUGGAAACUGAGUAACCAAAUAUUCAGUACUAUCGCAUCUUUAUUAUAAAAUAUUAAAUAUUAAUAUCUAACAACACGUUCAAUAUGAAGCUUGUGAGAUUUUUAAUGAAAUUAAGCCAUGAGACGGUUACUAUCGAAUUAAAAAAUGGUACACAAGUGCAUGGUACAAUUACAGGUGUUGAUGUCGCUAUGAAUACUCACUUGAAAUCAGUCAAAAUGACUAUAAAAAAUAGAGAUCCUGUUCAACUUGAAACACUUAGCAUAAGAGGAAAUAACAUAAGAUAUUUUAUUUUGCCUGAUAGUCUUCCUCUUGAAACCUUACUUAUUGACGACACACCAAAAUCCAAAUCUAAGAAGAAGGAAAAUAAUCGAGCUGGCAAUAGAGGACGAGGUAGAGGAUCUCGUGGAAGAGGAGGUACACGAGGGAGAGGCAGAGGUAGAGCUACCAACAGACGUUAAUUUAAUUCAACAUUACUUUGAAAUGGUUUUUAUUUAAUGUAUUUGAAAACACUGAUCAAAAUAUAUCAAAGCAUUUACAUUUUGGAA